AUGGCUGCUUUGUUCUCUGUCCACAAUUUGGCUUUUGCAUUUGGCCUUCUAGGCAACAUUAUCUCAUUCUUCGUGUUUCUCUCGCCGCUGCCAACAUUCUACCAAAUAUACAAGAAAAAAUCAACUGAAGGGUUCCAGUCAUUGCCAUAUAUAGUUGCCUUGUUCAGUGCCAUGUUGCUGAUGUAUUAUGCAUUUCUCAAGUCCAAUGCCACCCUCAUCAUCACUAUCAACUCAUUUGGCUGCCUCAUUGAGACCAUUUACAUUGCUCUUUACCUCUUCUAUGCACCCAAAAAGAUCAAGGUCCAGACUGCGAAACUUAUCACUAUUAUCAUUGGAGGCUUUGGCCUAAUCCUCGCCCUAUCCCAUUUUGUGGUGAAAAAUUCAUCAACCCGGCUUCGCGUUGUGGGUUGGAUUUGCCUAAUUUUCUCUGUGAGCGUGUUCGCUGCCCCUCUCUGCAUUCUGAAACAAGUGAUUCGCACAAAGAGCGUCGAGUUCAUGCCAUUUUCCUUGUCACUCUCACUCACACUCAAUGCGGUUAUGUGGUUCUUCUAUGGCUUUCUCAUCAAAGACUUCAACAUAGCUAUUCCAAACGUGUUGGGCUUCAUAUUCGGCAUUCUCCAGAUGGUGCUCUACAUAAUAUACAAGAACACAAAGGCAGCUAAUUUUGAAAAGGUUCAGGCUGAACAAGUUGAGACUAAGCUGCCUGAAACAGCCCAACAGGCAAUAGAUGCUGCGAAGCUAAACUCCAUGGCCGCCGUUCCAGUGAUCAAUACUCGCCUGAAUGCACAAGAAAUGGCUCUGGAGCUUGAUCAUGCUAAACGACCCAUCGAGAUCCCUGUGUCUGUCUAAUUAUGAUUUCUAU
Molecule: messenger RNA, 862 nt
Organism: Diospyros lotus (date-plum)
Lineage: Eukaryota; Viridiplantae; Streptophyta; Magnoliopsida; Ericales; Ebenaceae
Product: bidirectional sugar transporter NEC1-like
Exons: 6
Coding region: 1-849 (282 amino acids)
Biological process (GO): carbohydrate transport
Cellular component (GO): membrane
Molecular function (GO): sugar transmembrane transporter activity
Source: RefSeq, a predicted model, not a curated record